AGCAGCUGCAGUCCGAGCGGCAUCCCGGAGCGCUACGGUCCGGAUUCUAAGCCAUUUAAUCCAUCCGUUCCAGCGAAAAGCCAAAGUCCAGAGCCGCAGUUUGCAGGUUUCAAAUUUCCCAGGCUGAAUUAGGGAAAUGGCCCGUCCUGAUAUGCAGUUACCCCAGCCACAUACAUGCGAUUCAGCAUCCAGCACACGAGAUUUCACCCAAGCAGUCCGACACCCCGUUUGGGAAACUGGAUCCGUCGCUCCGGCAAACCUGGACCAUUUUUGCACCGACUAAAUGGGUAUUUCCUACUGAACUGACGUGUGAUCUUACAUCACUGGCUUUGGGAUGAAUCAUCGCUAGAAACAAGGAUGCUGCUGGAAUAGAAGCGUAAUCGCAGUUGGUUCAAAUCAGGCUUCGUAUAUUAAUUUUCACCAUGGAAGAAAUACUCCGAAAGCUUCAAAAAGAUGCGUCCGGGAAUAAGCACAAAGCGAUAAGAGAUGCCUGCACUUUAGCUUGUGAAUCCCUUGAUGCUCAGAAUGGAUCUGUCAAAAUUCUGCCGUCUCAGCUCAGGGAGAGAUGCCUGCUCCCUCUCCGACUCGCCCUGGAGUCCAAGAACACCAAGUUGGCGCAGACGGCCCUCGCUGGGAUGCAGAAGAUACUCUGUGAAGAUCGCUUUAUCGCAGUUGAUCCCGAGGCGCCGGAGAAGCAGCUGCUGAGCCAGAUUCUGGAGGCCGUGCGGGUGACACCGAUGCUCCACGAAGACCUGCAGGUGGAGGUGAUGAAGGUCCUGCUCUGCAUCACCUACUCGUCCACCUUCGAGAUCAAUGGAGACGCCAUCCUGAGGAUUGCAGAGGUCUGCAUUGAGACCUACAUGUCCAGCUUUCACCAGCGCAGCAUCAACACAGCUGUGCGUGCCACGCUCAGCCAGAUGCUGGGCGAUCUCACACUACAGCUACGCCAUCGGCAGGAGAACACGACAGCAGAUGCAGACGAGUGGGUGUUGCCAACAAUGCAGCGCAAAGAUGCCUCCCCGACGACCGAGAGUCUGUACGAGGAUGUCGUCACCGUGCUGACUGUCUUCUGCAAAAAGCUGGAACGAGUCACAAGUGACAACCAGCUGCUGCAGCUGCUCUACCUGGAGUGCAUCCUCUCCAUGCUCAGCAGCUGCCCUGCCACCAUGCAUCUGCACCGUGGUUUCACAGACCUUAUAUGGAAACAACUGUGUCCGUCACUGGUGUCCAUCAUGGGGAACCCCAUGAACGACAAGACGAUCACGUCAGCCCACGGUGGAGUUCUCCAAGAGACAGACCCCCCCUCUGCGGGCGUGUCAGACCACGGCCGGGGCUCGGGCUGCUCCUCCAGUGCUCCUGCGCUCAUCGGCCCCGUGGCCAGGACUGUCUGCUACGUGGCCGCUGAGCUGGUGCGCUUGGUGGGCUGUGUGGAGUCCAUGAAGCCUGUUCUGCAGUCUCUGUACCACCGCAUCCUCCUGUACCCACCCCCUCAGCACCGCGUGGAGGCCAUCAAGAUCAUGAAAGAGAUCCUCGGCAGCCCUCAGCGUCUGUUUGAUCUGGCGGGACCUUGCAUCACCGAGCCCGAGUCCAGAAAGAGGUCGUUUUCCAAAAGGAAGUCCCACCUGGAUCUGCUCAAACUGGUGAUGGACGGCAUGACCGAGGCCUGCAUGAAGGGUGGGAUUGAGGCCUGCUUCGCCGCAGUGUCGUGUGUCGGCGCCCUGCUAGGGGCUCUGGAUGGUCUGAGCCAGGGUCGGGGGCUGAAGCCAGAGCAGGUGCGGCUGCUGACGCGGCGGCUGGACGAGCUGCGGGACGGGACCGAGUCCUCCCGCGAGUCUAUGGAGGUCAAUGAGGCGGACUUCCGCUGGCAGCGACGCGUCCUGUCUUCUGAGAACGCGCCCUGGGAGCCCAGCGCCACUGAGCGUAGCCCCGACAUCAGCAUCAGUGUCACCACGGAGACGGGCCAGACCACUCUGGAGGGGGAGUUCGGCCGGACGACCCCGGAGGAAUGCGGGGAGGAGCCCCGGCUGCAGUCUCCUUGCGUCCUGAACAGCGGUGGAGACGCGCCUCCGGGCGGCCGGGAGCCCCCGGCUUUGGCAGACGCCGGCAGCCAGCCUGACGUGGUGCAGAGAAGCCACACCCUGGUCUACCCAGACAUCACCAACUUCUUAUCUGUGGAGUCGCAGGCACGGUCGCAUGGCUCACGCUACAGCGAGAGCAACUUCAGCGUAGACGAGCAGGACCUCUCGCGCACGGAGUUCGACUCCUGCGACCAGUACUCCAUGGCUGCCGAGAAGGACUCCGGGCGGUCCGACGCCUCUGACAUCGGCUCGGAUAACUGCUCGCUGGCCGACGAGGAGCAGACUCCGCGUGACUGCCCAGGGCAUCGCUCGCUGCGCACGGCUGCGCUCUCCCUCAAACUGCUCCGCAACCAGGAGGCUGACCAGCAGAGCGCGCGGCUCUUCGUCCAGUCUCUGGCCAGCUUGCUGCCGCGGCUGCUCGGCCUCCAUAACGCCACAGACGUGGACGUCUCCCUCCAGAAUUUCUCCUCCACUUUCUGCUCCAGCUUGCAGGCGGGUGGCAUCCACUCGCCCGGGUUCGAGGGGAGCGAGAACCUGAGCUGCCAGGCCCUGAUGAACGCCGACGGCCUCUACCUGGUGUCCUACUAUGCUCUGCUGCUCAAUCUGAAGCUCUGCUGCUGUGAUUAUUACCGCAGGAAGCCGGCGCCGGUGCUGGUUAGCCUGAAAGAGUUUGUGCGUCACAUCCAGAGCAGCGGCGUCCUGGUGGUCCUGUCCCAGGCCUGGAUCGAGGAGCUGUACCACCAGGUGCUGGAGAGGAACCUCCUGGGGGAAGCAGGCUACUGGGGCUCCGCCGAGGACCACUCCCUGCCCCUGAUCACCAUGCUGACAGACAUCGACGGACUGGGCAGCAGCGCCAUUGGGGGUCAGCUGGUGCGCAGGGUCUCCAUGCAGUCCCCCUUCAGCUGCGACACGGGCACCAAUGACACCGUCAUGGCAGGUAUGGUGUUUGCACGCUACAUCCUGACCGGUUGCUGGAAAAACCUGAUCGACACGCUGUCCACGCCGCUCACCGGCCGUAUGGCGGGCAGCUCCAAAGGCCUCGUGUUCAUCUUGGGAGCUGAAGGGGUGAAGGAGCAGAACCAGAGGGAGCGGGAUGCCAUCUGCAUGAGCCUGGACGGCCUCCGCAAGGCGGCCGGACUCAGCUGUGCCCUCGGUGUGGCAGCCAACUGCGCCUCCGCUCUGGCCCAGAUGGCCGCCGCCUCCUGUGUGCAGGAGGAGAAGGAAGAGAGGGAGAUGGCAGAGUCUGGGGACACCAUUGCACAAGUAAAGCAGCGGGUGGAGCUGCGUCUGGAGCAGAUGGGGCGCCCCCUAGGGGUGCGGCUGCACACGGCACACGUGCUCUGCAUGGACGCCAUCCUCAACGUGGGGCUGGAGAUGGGCAGCCACAACCUGGACUGCUGGCCACACGUCUUCAGGGUGACCGAGUACGUCAGCUCUCUGGAGCACAGCCACUUCAGUGACGGAAGCAGCCAGCCCCCGCUGACCAUCACGCAGGCCCAGCAGGCCGCUGACCCCAGCCUGGAGCUCAAUGCCGAACACAGCCCCGACCGUGAGCUACCGCUGGGCCACCCGGUUAUCCAGCCCCUCUCCAUCCAGGAGCUGCUGAAGGAUAGUGGGCGGGGCAAGGGCCUCGAUCUGCGGGGGGGGAGCCUGCUGAGCGGGACGGGGGCCACCAAGGCCGUGUGCACUCUCUCCACCCAGGCCGACAGGCUCUUCGAGGACGCAGCUAGCAAGCUGAACCUGGUCGGCCUUGUGGGUUUUCUGCACCAGCUGCGCCGAGCCUCCCAGUCCCAGCUCUUCGACUCUGUCACCGAGACGGGGGACUAUUCCUUGGCCAUGCCAGGUGAAGCCAAGUCGACCCAGGAUAAGUGCAGUGCCCUGCAUCUCUUCCGGCUGGGGGAGGCCAUGUUGCGUAUCGUGAGGAACAAGACACGCCCCCUGCUGCACAUGAUGCGGGCCUGGAGCGUAGCAGCGCCCCACCUGGUGGAGGCUGCCUGCCACAAGGAGCGACACGUGUCCCAGAAAGCCGUGUCCUUCAUCCACGACGUUCUGACGGAGGUGCUCACCAGCUGGGCGGAGCUGCCUCACUUCCACUUCAACGAGGCGCUGUUCCGGCCCUUCGAACACAUCAUGCAGCUGGAGCUGUGUGACGAGGACGUGCAGGACCAGGUAAUCACCUCCAUAGGCGAGCUGGUAGAGAUGUGCUCUCCUCAGAUCCAGUCUGGCUGGAGACCCCUCUUCAGUGCCCUGAGGACUGUGCAUGGCAGCAAGACCGACAUGAAGGAGUACCUGAUCGGGGAGUACUCCAUGGGGAAAUCCCAAGCACCUGUGUUUGACGUCUUUGAGGCGUUUAUCAACACGGACAACAUUCAGGUGUUUGCUAAUGCAGCCACUGACUACAUCAUGUGCCUUAUGAAAUUUGUAAAGGGUUUAGGAGAAGUGGACUACAGAGAGAUUGGGGACUGUGUCCACAACACUGAGUACAGCUCCACAGAUCUGUGCCUUCCUGCUCUGGACUAUCUGAGGAGGUGUUCACAGCUGCUUGCCAAGAUCUACAAGAUGCCAUCCAAGCCAGUGUUUUUGGGUGCUCGGCUAGCCAGUCUGCCCAUGCGGGCGCAGGAGAGGUCGGUGAGCAGCGAGGACGGCAUGGACUCCGUCCUGGCAGAGUGCGACGAUGACACGGGCCUGAUCCAGGUGUGGAUUCUCCUCCUGGAGCAGCUGACGGCGGCCGUGUCCAACUGUCCUCGGCAACACCAGCCACCCACCCUGGAGCUGCUGUUCGAGCUCCUCAGGGAGAUCACCAAGGUCCCAGGGCCAGGCUUCGCCAUAUUCUCCGUGAUCCAGCUACUCCUCCCUGUGAUGUCUGUGUGGCUGCAGCGUAGCCUUGGUGACCACUCCUACUGGGACAUCGCCGCGGCCCAUUUCAAGCACGCCAUCGGCCUGUUGUGUGAACUCGUCGUGGAGCACAUCCACAGCUUCAUCCACUCGGAUAUUGGAUAUGAGAGCCUGAUCAACCUGAUGCUGAAGGACCUGUUCAAUCUGCUGGUGGCCUGUGUAGCGGAGCCAGCGGAGACCAUCUCCAGAGUGGGCUGCUCUUGCAUCAGGUAUGUUCUGGUGACGGCUGGCCCGGUCUUCACGGACGAGAUGUGGAGGCUCGCGUGCUGCGCCCUGCAGGACGCCUUUUCUGCCACCCUGGAACCCGUCAAGAACCUGCUGGCCUGUUUCCACAGUGGCUCCGACAGCUUCACGGGUGACGCCUGUGAGGUUAAGGUGGCCGCUCCCUCCCACUCGCCGUCCGCGGAGGCGGAGUACUGGAGGAUCCGUGCCAUGGCUCAGCAGGUGUUCAUGCUGGAUACCCAGUGCUCUCCCAAGACCCCUAACAACAAGGAAGGCUUUGAGCACGCUCAGUCGUGUGUGCUAAUCAUCGAGCUGCCCCCUGACCAGCAGUCCAAUGGACAUACUGCAAAGAGGAAAGUGGGGAUACCUUUCAGGACCAUUGUGGUGAGCCUCCUGUCACACCAGGUGCUGCUCCAGAAUCUCUAUGAUAUCCUGCUGGAGGAGUUUGUGAAGAACUCUGGCCAGACGGAGGUGCCGGAGAAGGCCACGCCCGUGUCAGAACCCAAACCGACGGGCUUCCUGCGCUACAUUUCCAUGCAGAACCUGGCUAUCAUUUUCGACCUGCUUCUGGACUCCUACCGCACCGCCCGUGAUUUUGACACUCGGCCCGGAUUGAAGUACCUCCUGAUGAAGGUGUCUGGAGUGGGUAGCGCUGCCAAUCUGUACCGCCAGUCAGCCAUGAGCUUCAACAUCUACUUCCAGGCCCUUUUGUGUGCCACGCUGACCACCCAAGAGAACAUCACAGCUGAGCAGGUCAAGAAGAUCCUGUAUGAGGAUGAGGAGGGAAGCUCGGACUCCUCCCAGCAAUGCUCGUCUGAAGAUGAGGACAUCUUUGAGGAGACGGCACAGGUGAGCCCCCCACGGGGCAAGGAGAAACGCCAGUGGAGGGCCAAGAUCCCCUCCCUCAGCAUCCAGCCAGCCAGCAGCGUGGAUUGGGUUUGGCUGGUCAAGCGGCUGCACAAACUCUGCAUGGACCUGUGCAACAACUACAUUCAGAUGCACCUGGACCUGGAGAGUACCAUGGAGGAGCCCCCCAUCCUUCGGGGAGAUCCCCUCUUUUUCCUCCCAGUCUUUCCCUCAGAAACCUCCACACCUUCUCCUGGAGGAUUGUCGGUACGGGGCACGCCAUCUGAGGAUGGCUUCCGCUGCCACCCAGCCGAGACGCCAUCAGAGGAUGCCCACAGCCCGGGGGUGGGCACCAGCGUCCCGCUGAGGGGCGAGAGGCGGGACAUGCCCCGGAAGAAAGAGUGGUGGGAGAGUGCAGGGAACAAGCUGUACACUAUCGCCACCGAUAAGACGAUCACAAAGCUGAUGGUCGAGUACAAGAGGAGGAAGCAGCAGCACAACCUCACCACCUUCGUGAAGGAGGCCAAGCCCGGCGAGAAGAGGGUGGAUUCUGUGACGCUCAGGGGGCCCGACUCGCCCAUUCCGCGGAGGCCCCAGCAGCUGCUGGACCAAGGAACUAUGCGCCAUUCCUUCAGCGCCGGCCCUGAGGUUCUCCGUCAGGAGAAAAGGUCCCGAUCUGGGUCUACUGCCAGCUCACAGAACGUUUCGCUUAGGGACUCUGAGGCACAGAUUCAGGCCUGGACCAACAUGGUCCUGAUUAUCCUCAACCAGAUCCAGCUUCUCCCAGAUCCCACCUUCGUCGCCCUGCAGCCGGCAGUGUUUCCCUGCAUCAGUCAGCUGACGUGUCACGUGACGGACGUCCGUGUGCGGCAGGCGGUGAGGGAGUGGCUGGGGCGUGUCGGCAGAGUGUAUGACGUCAUUGUUUAGGGGGCUGUGACCUCACAGGUGAGGCUGAGGAGAGAUUGGAACCCAGGCUGGUAUGACUGCCUUCAUCUGUUUGCUUUACCACUAAUACAUAGUUUAAGAAAGUUCCAGGCAAUUUCUGGAAGAUCAUGUUAUUAUUUUACUACUUAUAUAAAACAUCCAUGGAUUGAAGUCUGAUGUAUUUGUAGUUGUAUCUAAUCCUGAAUGUGAUCUAUUUAAGAUUUAUGCAUUUAUGUUUAUUCAACCUAUAUGGAAUAUAUAUUUUUGAAUUUAUGCUCCAUGUCAAAUGUAAUAUUUUCUGCCAAUAUGAAAACCACGCACUAAGCAGAUACACAAACUAAAGAAACGACAGCGAUCGACUGUUGGAACAGGGGAAACAACGUCAUUUUAAAAUCAGCACACAAUGAUUUGCAUACAGUAUGGCUCAAAGCUCAAUCUAACCACCAAGUUACCCGGCAGCUUGGAAAAAGCCGCUUCUGACGGAAUCUUGCUCUGCUGGUCACAUGUUCACACCGUUAUGGUGAGAAACAGGCCGGAAACUGAUGAGGUGAAAGAAACGAGAGCCUUUUAACGGCUUAGAUUGUUUUUUUUUUGCCUUAAUGCCAAUUAACUUGUCUAGCGUCAAAAGACAGGCAUCAUUACCGUCUGAUCUGGUGCAGUGAAGCUUAUGAGAGAAAAAUCCCAGUUUGGGCUGGGCAGGGUGUCGAGUGAUUUUCCUCAGUUUGAGCGCUGCAUGGUCCGCGUUCCCUCUCCGUGAUGGACGGCGGGAUCACGCCAGUCCUUGGUGACGUGAGCGACUUUGAAAUCCCACCUCAUUCUGGUGCCAUUAUGUAAAAACAUCCACCAGGAUUCAUUUCCUGUGACCCCCCCCCCCCCCCCCCCCCACGGUCCCAGAAAGAGACUCACCUUAAAUCACCCAGAUGAGAGCAGGUGAAAAUAACCCCAAAAACAGGGUGUCGCAUUAAACAUUAUUAAAAUUAAAGUAGACCAAGGACACCAUUUAUGCAAUUACUUUUUCAAUGAGGCAUUUAUGGAGAAUAUUUGGAGAAAUCAAGCUUCAAACUAAUAUGAGAAACUCCGUUUCUAAAUAUUGUUUUACUUUUACAGGUUGCCUGUACUCUGUGGUGAAUUCACAUCUCAUUGAUUUUACUCAGUGGGAUAUAAUAUGUAUUGGAAAUCUUCAGUUUAUGAGAGCUUUUAAAAACAUGUAAAUGGUUAGGAAUCUGCCGGUAUUUGAGGUUGAACACGGUCUCCAUUUUGUCUUUUGAUGAAUCAUGUACUGACGGUGAGUUCUUAUUCCGGAAAUUUCCAUUGAUUUACUUAGCAGUCGGCUUUUGUCCAAAAUGACAUGUAUGAUACUGAAUUCUGAAGCUGAAGCUGUCCAUUAACGGAUGUGGAAAAAUGUUACAAAUUUACUAUGAAAUCCAACUAAACGGACAAAGAGUAAAUGUACUUUCCACAUAGUGCAUCUUCCUUACAGAUCAUACAAUCACAAAUGAGUUUGAGAGUUUGAGUCAUCAGAAAUGAUAAGGCAGAGAUAUUAGGCUAUGCACAUUAAUCCUGACACCAAACCAGUUUGGGGAAAGAAACCUUUUUGUGUACAAGAUGAAUGUAAAGUUCUACAGAAAACAUCUGAUUAUGGUGGCGGGUUCAUGAUUAUUGCUGGUGUCUGUCCUGUAACUGUUGUUUUUUUCAUAUUUUUUUUGUCUGCCUUUCUUGUCUGCUAAAAAAAGGUAUAAAGACCAGAUUAUAUAUUACAGUAUUGUUUAUGUAUUUAAAUCUGUACAUGUGUUUCUGAAAAUGCGCAAACAAUUGGCCACAUUUUGACAGGCUGUUAUGGACACUUUCUUGGCCAGUAUCAUUCAGUGGGAACGACACUGUGAACCAGUUUAUUUAGGAGCUGCACUGGGAUUUCUUGAUCCAGUGUGACUGACCCAUCUUUGGACGGCGGCACUGAACAAUUUUAUUCAAUUUAAAAAAAUAAUAAAAAAUCAUCAUUACAUACAGUAAUCCACUAUUUAUGAUUAUUUUCACUCAACAAGGAACACAGAGUGUAGCUUGAGUGUAACACUGGACUCACAAUAUCCAGGCUUAAAUCAGUGGAUUAUACUCUCGUCCAAUCAGAAAAAAACACUCGUCACAAAAACUGGUUUCACAGUAAUAGUACCCACUAUUCCAUUUUCCACCAUGGAAUCUAUUUAAUUUUUUAAUUUAAUUUAUCUUGAAAACAAGCUGUAUGUGGUCUCAGUCACUAGUUCUGACAGCGGGAGCAGCCACAUGGUUAUGGGUUUGUAAACAAGCAAACUGUUACCCAGCACAUGCCUGCCAGCCUGGUUUUAAAUGGGUGAUUCAUGGAGGAGGUAGGAAGUGGGCACCUGUGCCCCAAAAAACUGCUUGGCACCAACUACUUCAGAUUUAUAUCCCUCAUUUCUUAGCUCCUUUAGCUCUACUGUAAAAAGACCAUUACAGACCAAUGCAAUGUAAACUAGUACACCUGCUGUGUAAAUCACAGGGUGCAUUCUGCAUGCCGAAAACAGUUAUUAAUCAGAUAAUAACUUGCCUGUGAUUUACAAGAUUCUUUCUGAAAGACUACUUUCAUUAUAAAAAUAUAUAUAUAUAUAUAUUUUUGGUAGGAAUCCAGGAAUGCAGAAUAUUCACAAAUCUGCCGGAAAGAGCUUUAAUAAUGCAGAUCAAAAGUGGAAGCAGUAAAAGCUAAACUCAGUCUUAGAGGUCAUUCCGCGCACAUUUUACAACACGGUUAAGAGCUUUGAUACAGGUAUUUUGACAACUGUAUAAUACAGAAAGGAGGCUAUUGUUACAAUGUCCUACUUUUCACCUUGUUUUAAUGUCACCAAAGCAUGUCCAGUGAACUCAUACCCACAUGUCUCCUCUCGGAUGGGAUGUGAAGCGAGUCACACCCUUACUUACAGUCACGAUGAGGUGUGAAAUUGUAUGGAACCCAGUACUAUAUGGAGUGGUUUUAAACAAAACUCUCGCCUUUGUCAAAUUCUUGGGACUGUACCAUUCUUAAUGUUCUCUUUUGACUGAAAUGAAGGACACUGUUCUCUUACAGGUGUAAUUCGUCUCAAGAUAUGUAAUGAACAAAAACUGACACAUUAAAAAAAGCUGUAUAUUCUGAUGUUUCCCAGUUUGAAAGUUAUGUUGAAUGUGUUGUUGAAUAAACCAGCAAACGUUUAUGUGUA
Molecule: messenger RNA, 10168 nt
Organism: Brienomyrus brachyistius
Lineage: Eukaryota; Metazoa; Chordata; Actinopteri; Osteoglossiformes; Mormyridae
Gene: arfgef3
Product: ARFGEF family member 3
Exons: 35
Coding region: 423-6968 (2181 amino acids)
Biological process (GO): regulation of ARF protein signal transduction
Molecular function (GO): guanyl-nucleotide exchange factor activity
Source: RefSeq, a predicted model, not a curated record